AUGGUCGAGUCCAACCUCAAAGAGACCCUCUACCGCCAAUUCCACCAGGAUGUCGCAACGCUCCACAGGCAAAUCGAAAGCUUAUCUUCCCUGUCGACAUCUGGUGGCGAGCGCAAUCAAGCGAUAGACGACUGCCUCGCAGGCAUAGAUCGAUUAUCCCACGAUGUCCAAGACGCGUCAAGUCUUCUACCCGCGUAUGAUCAGCGGACAUAUAGCGAGACGAUCAAGAAGUUGAGUGAGAAGUUGUCAAGUGUGAGGAACAGCUUCGAUCCACCCAAGAAGUUCAGUUUCAAGAGCAAGAAGAAGGAUAUCAUGAAGCCAGAAGCUAAACCGGAGGCAUCCGAUACAUCGAGCGCGAAGUCGUCUUCUCUACUUGAACACCAGCCGUCGCAACCACCACAACAUCAAGAAACGGCGCAACAGGAUUUGUCCACGUCGACCCUCUCCCACAAGUCGCACGCCCAUAUAACUCUCGCUCAAGCCCUUUACGCCACAAGCUCACCAACGGUUUCCCAUCUUGCCCACUGUGUCGUCGAUCUCAGCGCUCCAACAAAAGCCGACGCACCCUUUGCCGCUCUUUACCUCCGCUCCAUAACCUCCUCGCUCAUCAUUACCGGCCAAGUCGCAGGAGCAAUCCACAUCACAGACGUCUCCAACAGUGUCAUAGUAACAGCGUGUCGACAGUUCCGUAUGCAUGGCAGCAAAGACGUGGAUGUGUAUCUGCAUAGUACUAGUCGACCAAUCUUCGAGGAUUGUGAGGGCUUAAGGUUUGCGCCACUACCUGAUUCCUACAAGACACCAGAGAUCGAGCAGUCAGCCAACCAGUGGAAUCAGAUCGAUGACUUCAAGUGGUUGAAGGCCGAGCCAAGUCCACACUUCAACAUACUCCCUGCAGCUGAACGUGUUCCUGAGGAGGUUUGGAGCGGAAACAUACCGGGUAACGAUGAGAGCCUAGAUGGUACCCUGCAGGCUGUUGGUAUACGGUGUCGAUAA
Molecule: messenger RNA, 993 nt
Organism: Alternaria burnsii
Lineage: Eukaryota; Fungi; Ascomycota; Dothideomycetes; Pleosporales; Pleosporaceae
Exons: 4
Coding region: 1-993 (330 amino acids)
Biological process (GO): post-chaperonin tubulin folding pathway; tubulin complex assembly
Cellular component (GO): cytoplasm
Molecular function (GO): tubulin binding
Source: RefSeq, a predicted model, not a curated record